Molecule: messenger RNA, 1039 nt
Organism: Hyla sarda
Lineage: Eukaryota; Metazoa; Chordata; Amphibia; Anura; Hylidae
Product: gastrula zinc finger protein XlCGF66.1-like
Exons: 6
Coding region: 280-975 (231 amino acids)
Biological process (GO): regulation of DNA-templated transcription
Source: RefSeq, a predicted model, not a curated record
CUGACGACGAUGCACAGGGACAUUGUGCAUGAACGUCCCUGUGCGUCGUCAUCAAGGCAACGUCACUAGUCCGGGACCGGACCCGAAGCGUGGAAAAGAGGGCCCCCUGGUGAAAAUGGACAGCCCGCAACGACUAACCCUCCCCACCGGAUGGUCCCUGCACCAUAGAGGGCCCGAACCAGCUAACCCUUCCUUCCCACCGAGGGGAGGUUUCUCCAAUCCAGGAUCCUCUGCUGAUAUCUUCUAUAUAAGAGAAUUCUCCUGGAUGACCCAUCAACCAUGGAGAGAGACAGGAACAAGAUGGCCGACAGGAUCAUAAACCUCACCCUACAGAUACUCUUCCGGCUUACUGGAGAGGAUUACACAGUAGUGAAGAAGUCCUCUAGUGGGCGCUGUUGGGCCCCUGUGUGUGAAGGAUGGGGAAGAACCCUGAGCCCAAUCCCGGGGCCCCCACCUCACUCCCUGAUACAUGAGGAAAUGGAUGAACGGAAGAUCCGAGAACUCAUCAACAAGAUGAUGGAGCUGCUGACUGGAGAGGGAGAAGAUCCGAACAAUAUUAAUGCUCCAGAGACAGAUGUGAGCGGUGAUGAGCAGUAUAAGGAGAACAUUCCUACAGGGAAAGAUCUGAUCUAUAUUACUGCUACAGACAUAAAGGAAGAAGAAGAAGAGACAGAUGUGAGCGGUGAUGAGCAGUAUAAGGAGAACAUUCCUACAGGGAAAGAUCUGAUCUAUAUUACUGCUACAGACAUAAAGGAAGAAGAAGAAGAGACAGAUGUGAGUGGUGAAGAGCAGUAUAAGGAGGACAUUCCUACAGGAAGAGAUCUGAUCUAUAUUAAUGCUACAGACAUAAAGAAAGAAGAAGAGACAGAUAUGAGCAGUGAUGAGCAGUAUAAGGAGGACAUUCCUACAGGUAACCUCCCAGUUGCGCAAAUUGCGGAAAACUAUGUAACCAUGGAAACGUGUGAACUAAUCUGAAGACUUCAAAUCUACAGAAAACAACUACAUUGUGAAUAUAGAUUCUUGUACCAGGAGAUCAGAG